UGUUGUAGUUUAAUAUUGAAAUUUCGAUCAGUUGUCAUAAUAAUUUUAAGUGUAAAACUAAAUUUUGUUGUAGAGAUGGACGUCUUAAAGGCUAUUCGUAAAAACGAUGUCAAAAAAUUAGAAAAAUUGUUGAAAAAGGGUUUUAAACCGAAUUCCGUUCUUGAUGAAUUUGAUAGUAACAAUCAAUUAAAGUACUCAACAAUACCAUUAUCAUUGGCUGCGAAAGAAGGUUAUACAGAUAUUGUGAGUCUACUGGUAAAGUAUGGAGCAAAUCUGCAUGCAUCAAACGAUGAUUGGGAAGCUCCGAUGCACAUUGCCGCGUUUUACGGACAUGUUGAUGUUAUGAGAUUUUUGCUGACGCGAGAUAUUAACAUUAAUAAACAAGAUAAAAAAGGUAACACUGUCCUUCAUGUUGCUGUAAUGAAGUCACAGUUUAAUAUUGUAAAUCUCCUCCUAACUAAUGACACUGGAAUAGAUAUUAAUAUAAAAAACAUUGAAUCAAAAACUGCACUUGAUAUAGCCAAAAAAGAAAGAGUUUGUCACAUUAUAGAUUUAAUUGAAGAGAAAAUAAAACAAGAUAUGGUUAAUAAAAAUAAAGAUUCAGCUGUAGUCAACCCGGCACCGGCAUUCAACUCAGUAAUAAAGGCUGUGCCAGCUUUUCAAACUAUGAAACCGCAAAAUAAAUCGUUUUUUGAAUCAGAUGUAAUAAUCAAAGAACAAGAAAAGCAACAGCUUGUUAGAGCUUUAAGUGAAAUAGAAAAAAAAGAACAAAGUGAGAAGGAAAAAAUAAAAGAUCUUCAAGCUAUCGACAGCCUUCUUGAUAGUCUUCAAUGUUUUGACAAUAACAGUUGAGAAAAUUGAAAAAAAAAAUCACUUAAAGAUUUUUAUAAAGCUUUUAAUCAAAAUUAUUUUUAUUUGCUACGUUACUGCUACGUUAUAAUUUUAAAAAUCAAACAUCAUAACUAUUUAACUUGAAUAAAAAGAACUAGGAAU
Molecule: messenger RNA, 993 nt
Organism: Hydra vulgaris (swiftwater hydra)
Lineage: Eukaryota; Metazoa; Cnidaria; Hydrozoa; Anthoathecata; Hydridae
Product: poly [ADP-ribose] polymerase tankyrase
Molecular function (GO): protein binding
Source: RefSeq, a predicted model, not a curated record